GCAUUUAAUCGGAUUCCCUGAGCCGCCAGGCACAGGGGCAGAGUCGGGACCGGAUCCAACCGCAAUGUUCACUUCAAAAUCCAACUCCGUCUCCCCUUCUCCGUCCAUGGAACAGGCAGAUUCGGACGCUCUGGACAUCAGCACCAAAGUGCAGCUGUACGGCGUGCUCUGGAAGAGACCCUUUGGGCGGCAGUCGGCCAAGUGGUCCAGGAGGUUCUUCAUCAUUAAGGAAAGCUUCCUGCUCUACUAUGCUGAGAGUGAGAAGAAGAGUUUUGAAAGCAAUAAAUACUUCAAUAUCCACCCAAAGGGGGUCAUACCUUUGGGAGGCUGCAUCGUGGAACCCAAAGAGGAGCCCAGCAUGCCUUAUGCCAUAAAGAUCUCCCAUGAAGACUUCCACGGUAAUAUCGUUCUAGCAGCCGAAUCGGAGUUUGAGCAGGCUCAGUGGCUGGAGAUGCUACAGGAGUCUGGAAAAGUGACCUGGAAGAAUGCCCAGCUGGGAGAAGCAAUGAUUGAGAGCCUGGAAGCCCAAGGACUGCAGCUGGCCAAGGAGAAGCAGGAGUAUUUAGAUAAGCUGAUGGAAGAAACAGAAGAGCUGUGCCUGCAGAGGGAGCAAAAAGAGGAACUUGAGCGUCUAAACCAGGUACUGGAAGCUGAGAAGCACCAGUUUGAAGAGGUGGUGCGGGAGCUGCGGCUGGAACAGGAGCAAAUCAGACGGGAGCUGGAGCUCACAGCCCACUCCCUUAAAGGAGUGGAGGAAGAAAAGAAAGAGCUGCGAAGCCUGACGGAGUCCUUGCAGAAAACCCUGGAGGAGCUCUCUGUGGAAAAGCAGCGAACACUGGAGAUGCUGGAGGAGAAUGAGAGCCAGCUCCCACCUCCAACCAGCCCCAGCAAAGAGCGAAGCCCCAGCUGGGGGCUGCACUGCAGCCUGCAACAGAUCGAAGAGAAGAUGCAGAAACUUCUGGAGGAGAAACUCCUGGCUGAGAAGAGGAUGAAGGAGAACGAGGAGCGGUCCCGAGCCCUGGAGCAGGAGCGGGAGUUUUACUCUUCCCAGUCACAAGCGCUGCAGAACUCGCUCUCAGAGCUGACUGCAGAAAAGCAGCAGGCUGAGAGAGACCUCAAGGCUGAGGUAAAAGUGCGCAUGGAUCUGGAGAAGAGACUGAGGGAAGCUGAGGAAGCACUGCAAAGCUUGGAGCAAGGCCUCAAUUCUCUGGACCGCAACCAGGAGAAAGAUGAGAAAAUGAAAGCAGAUGUCAGUAACUUGAGAAAGUUCUUUGAAGAGUGCAUCCGCAAUGCCGAGCUGGAGGCCAAGAUGCCCGUGAUCAUGAAGAACUCCGUGUACAUCCAUAAGGCCGCCACGCGACGCAUAAAGAGCUGCCGCCUGCACCGCCGGAGAGCGAGUGCUUCAUGGAAUGACUUGAAGCAGUCCCAGUCCUUCAUCUUUUCCCAGGCAGAAGCUGAUGGCAUUCAGGAGCUGAAGGAAGCAGCCAAAAGGCUGAGCCAGGACCAGCACUUCUGCAAAACUCUCUAUCAAAUCAUGAGGUCGCAAAAAGAUUCUGCUGCCGGGGAUGAAAAGUGACAACCGAUGGGAAGGACUUUCCAAUCUCAACUUGCCCUUCAGCUCUGCAAAUGUUAAGUCAUUUGGCGCCAGGGUCAGACAAGAGAUUUUCUCUUUGGUGAGCAAAGAGGAGGAGAGCUGUGGAUAGGCAAUUCCCUCGAUAGCCAGUGACUUUGCUUUAGUUUGAGUGCACCCUAUAGCCUGGCAGUCCUGCUCUGCCAUUCACUCUGUUUGCUUCAGCUCUUUAUGUUAGGCUACAUUUUGCCAAGACAUCACAAUCAGUGUUAAAGUGAACCACAGACUUUAGUAUAGAAAGUGCCUCUUCCAUUCUUUCCUGCCUAGUUUGUCUGUCAGACACAGGUGCUUCUGAGAAACUUUACUAGCCCAUGGGCCAGGUAGUGCAACCAUCCCCAUCAGAUGCAGUCUGCCUGUUCUGCCCCAUCCCCUCCAAAGAGUGGCACGCUGCACAGCUCCAGCUAUCGGCACUUUGAGGGAUAUUUCUUGAAGACUAUUGCAUUAUCAUUAUUAUUGAAUUAUUAUUAUUAUUUUUAAUUAUUUCUGAGGAAUUUUGAAGAAUGUUUCCUGAAGACUGCAGCAACCUCAGCCUUCUGAACAUAUGACAGCAUUCUGAUAUAACAAGGUUUCAAGCAAAUGAUAACAGUGCAAGAUGGAGACAACCUGAUGAUACUGUGAAUUUGGCCCAAGGAAGGAUCAUGGAGGAGCUUUCAAGUCAGCUCUGAUGGCUUUCCCGUCUCCUCUGGAAAACUGGCUUUAGGACAAGUGGGUGAGGAGUGCCCAGCCAUGGAGGUAUAAAAGGUACCAAGUGACCAAGUUAGCAGCAGAGGUGGAGAUAGGACUCGGGGGCUCUUAAGAGCAGAUUUCCUAUACAUAUAUAUAUAUGUAUUUGUCACUGGCUUCUUGCAACCUAUGGCACCUCCUACCACUGCAGUGCAGUUUCUGGGGAUGAAUUGGGGAUGAGGCAGGGGAGGCAGCCCGGAGCUGCCAGGCAGGGGAAGGAGGUUUGGAGAGGAUGCCUUGCAAGCAGAGAGCCCUUGGCAGGCAUGUGUGGCCAGAAGAGCACUGAAGGUGCUGCAGGCUCCUACAGGGCUAAAUAGCUAUUAGAAAAACAUCUGCAUUCACCUAUUAGAAAUUAUCCAGAGCCUGUUUUCCCCUUGGCACCUUAUUCUUAAUAUCUCUGGUUAUUUUCCAGUUACAAGAACUUGAUUAUGUAUUGCUGGAAGGGACAAAAACACCCAAGUGCAGCCAGGGAACACAUCUGU
Molecule: messenger RNA, 2835 nt
Organism: Nothoprocta perdicaria
Lineage: Eukaryota; Metazoa; Chordata; Aves; Tinamiformes; Tinamidae
Gene: PLEKHD1
Product: pleckstrin homology and coiled-coil domain containing D1
Exons: 13
Coding region: 65-1576 (503 amino acids)
Source: RefSeq, a predicted model, not a curated record